Messenger RNA from Sporothrix schenckii 1099-18, 1794 nucleotides. RefSeq names its product mannan polymerase II complex MNN10 subunit. The coding region runs from base 1 to 1794 and encodes 597 amino acids. Gene Ontology annotation, molecular function: glycosyltransferase activity. The record is from RefSeq and is a predicted model, not a curated record. NCBI's taxonomy places the organism in Eukaryota, Fungi, Ascomycota, Sordariomycetes, Ophiostomatales, Ophiostomataceae. The transcript has 5 exons. Gene Ontology annotation, biological process: protein N-linked glycosylation. Gene Ontology annotation, cellular component: Golgi membrane.
AUGAUUCUGUUCUUGUCCUCCCGCCAAACUCGUGUCCUUAUCCAUACCACCUUCACCAAGUCGCCUUCGCUCGCUAUACGAUGCCAUUCUGGUGACGUGGACCAUAACAACGACCAACCUGGCUUCUUCAACACUUUCCACCGCGUCCUCCUCUUCCUACAGCGACCGACCACGGACGCACCGCCGCCGUUCAUCGAGCAUUGGUCCUCCGUCGCCGCUGUCGUUGGACGGUCACUCGUCGCAACACUUGGGCGUGAAUGCCCGUCAACCGCCCCUCUCACCAAUACCCGGUAUGUUACCUACAUUCCAGUCUACCACAACUGUCUCAAAACAACGAGAGACAACGAGAGACAACGAGAAACAGCGCCAAAUCCGGCCCUUGUCUCUGCUUCUGUGCUCCUGUUUGCGCCUGCGCUCUGCGACUGGUCGCGUCCCUCUCCAAGCCCCGACGGCGGCUGGUCCAGCCCUGGCCUGAACAUCAACGGAAGCGGUCGUUCAAGUCCAUCCAAGUCGUACGGCGACUCACAUGGCGGCUCAUCCCUCCAUUCGCGCAACUCGGGCGCAAGCAAAUACCCAUCCUUUGCCACACAGAACCAAGGCUUCUUCACCAGACACAUGCGCCAACUCUCGAGCAGUUUACCACGCUUCAACGCGAACACCCCGACGUCGCGCGCCUCAUCGUACUCUGACAAGGACAAACCAAGAGGGCGGUGGGAAUUUAGCAAGUCGUCGCUUCUCGGACGCGUGAAACUCUUUUUUGCGCACAUGGGACGCACAGCGAGAAUCCGCUGGGCCAUCGUGCUGGCGUUACUUGCCGCGAUAUACAUAUUUUACCAUUCCCCUCUUGUCUACUAUUGGCGGAGAACAGCAUGGCUGGGCGGUGGAGAGAAGUUUGUCAUCAUCCUGGCUGCAAACGUUGGCGGUGGUGUCAUGGAAUGGAAGGGCGCGCGCGAGUGGGCGAUUGAGAGAGACAGCACACGAAACAAGAAGCGCUACGCCGCGCGCUGGGGCUACGAUCUCGAGAUUGUCGACAUGAGCACGAAGAAACGCUACGCUCACGAGUGGCGUGAGAGCUGGGAGAAGGUCGAUUUUAUCCGGCAGGCGAUGCGGAAGUAUCCCAAGGCCGAAUGGUUUUGGUGGCUGGAUCUCAACACAUUUGUCAUGGAGCCCUCGUACUCACUGCAGGACCAUAUCUUCAACGACCUCGAAAAGCAUAUCUACCGCGACAUCAACGAGUACAAUCCCCUCAACCUCACUCACCCCUUCAAUGACGUAUACCUCGACGACGUGUCACGGAGCACAGUCGGCAAUGGCCAGGCAAACUCGGUCAACUUCAUUCUGUCGCAGGACUGCUCUGGCUUCAACCUGGGCUCCUUCUUUGUGCGCAAGAGCGAGUGGACGGACCGUCUGCUCGACGUGUGGUGGGACCCUGUCUCCUACGAGCAAAAGCACAUGGAGUGGGAGCACAAGGAGCAGGACGCCCUGGAGCAGCUCUACACGGCACAACCUUGGAUCCGCCAACACGUGGCCUUCCUGCCCCAGCGCAUGAUCAACAGCUUCCCCGAAGGCGCCUGCUCGGAGAAUGGCAACAACACGCGUUUCCAUUACGAGCAGAAUGACCGUGAUUUCCUCGUCAACAUGGCUGGCUGCGAAUGGGGCCGCGAUUGCUGGGGCGAGAUGUACAACUACCGUGAACUCAGCUACUACCUCAACCGUUCGCUGUGGGAGCGGUUUAAGGAGGAUCUACUGUGUGCCGCCUGGUUCAAGUUGACGGGCCAAAAAGUCAAGUUUUGA